AUGCACGCCCUGACGUUUGGGAACCGCAAUCUCAAGGCACAAUCAAUGUUUAAGCAUCCCCACAGAGAGAAGGCCACCUACCAGAGAGCGGCCGAAGUAGCUUUAAUUAGAUACUGGGAAGCAGCGGCUCUCACGGCAUAUUUCUCUCCAAUCGCCCAGCAACGGCCAAGUAGAGUCGAGAAAACUGCCCCAUCAGUCCUCGGAUAA
Chondrus crispus (carragheen) is the source of this 207-nucleotide messenger RNA. RefSeq lists its product as hypothetical. The record is from RefSeq and is a predicted model, not a curated record. NCBI's taxonomy places the organism in Eukaryota, Rhodophyta, Florideophyceae, Gigartinales, Gigartinaceae. Bases 1 to 207 code for a protein of 68 amino acids. The transcript has a single exon.